AUGGCACCUAAGAGACGCAUCUCUACACCUUCGGCAGCGCAGCGCAAUCAACAAGCAACCAUCUCGUUUAGCAAGCAGGGUCUCAACCGCGUCACCAAAAACACUGCUCAGCGCGACUCCAAGAUCACCAAGCUCGAAUCAGUAUCGACUCAUGCUAUCAGUCAACCCACCACUGCCGAUGCAGCCAUUGAAGAACAAGCCGACGCCGAACUUGUCGACAUCAAGGCACCUAAAUCCGAGCCUCAGUCCGGUGACGAGCCCGAUGACUACGAGAAGCGCGCUAUCAAGAUCACCAAUGCUCAAAUCAAAAAGUACUGGCAGCAAAAAGAAGCCGAAAGAAAAUCACCUCGUGUUCAUCAGCAAGGACUCGGUGUGUCAGAAAAGAUCCUAAGGGAAUUCGACAUGAGUGGACAGUACGGCCGUUGGAGAAGAGCCAACACCCUGGGUCUUAAUCCUCCUAUUGAAGUACUGGCUGUCUUGCUCAAGACCAGUGACAAGGACAAGAGCAGAAUGCAGCGUGCCCAUGUCGACGAGUUGAUGAGCUCGAGAUUCAUCGAGACGUAG
Aureobasidium musti is the source of this 564-nucleotide messenger RNA. NCBI's taxonomy places the organism in Eukaryota, Fungi, Ascomycota, Dothideomycetes, Dothideales, Saccotheciaceae. The record is from the annotation of a GenBank genome assembly.